AUGUUGAAAUUUACUCUUUACACCUUGUGCAUCCUUUCGGCGACCGAAAGUUUAAAGGUAGUGUUUGAGAACUUUAAGCAACUUACCGGGCACAAUAUAGUAGAUUGUGAUAUUCGUGUGCGCAAGUUCAACCGCACAAUGACGGUGCUGAACGGAUCGUUCGUCGUUCAGACUUGGCUAAACGACUCCAUCGAGGUUUCGGUCGAUCUCUUUCAUAGUCGGCUUGGUAAUCAGCAGUUCAAUCACUACCCAAUGAAGCUACCAUCGUGCGGUUGCUGUACCUUUUUCGACAACCUGCAAACGAACUAUGGGAAGCAGACGAAGUCGAUAACCAACCUGCCGGCAAUAGGCGAGUGUCCGAUGUCGCCCCGCACGGUCCAUAUGAUCGAUUUUGCCUUCCCGCAAGAGGUCGUGUCACAAGUGAUGCCGAGAGGGCUUUGGAAGGCGCUGGUAACCGCUCGGCUGAAUGGGAAGGUAGUGGUGACGUACUAUUUUCUCGUGAAAGGGUACGAUGAUUUUUAAACAGGAG
This is a messenger RNA of Anopheles gambiae (African malaria mosquito), 529 nucleotides long. RefSeq lists its product as uncharacterized. Bases 1 to 522 code for a protein of 173 amino acids. The transcript is spliced from 2 exons. Lineage: Eukaryota; Metazoa; Arthropoda; Insecta; Diptera; Culicidae. The record is from RefSeq and is a predicted model, not a curated record.